CCCAGUCCUGGUGUCUUUUUUUUUGCGGAUUUUCAUAGUGUGCAAAAUGCCAACCCCUACUGAAAGAGACAGCGCCUCAAAAAAGCGGAAAAAUAACAAGGGCAGCGGUGUCCCGUCCUCGAAGCGUCGCGCUGUCGCAGAACCGCAGAGCACCGAUACGGCCAAAAUUCAAGAACUGGAAGAGCAGAUUUCGGAGUCACGGAAACACUAUAACAAUAUCGCUGCUUUGAUAUCAAUGCUAGAUGUCGAUGAGCCGGGGACAAGGCAACCCAACCUGGCAGUGGCCGUGUCUCUCUGUCGAGUCUUCUGCAGAUUGAUUGCGGCCGGAAACCUCACAGAAUCAAGUCGCGCGGCGGAGAACGAGAAGAUAAUUGUGGCAUGGCUAAAGGAACGGUGUCAGGAAUACCAGAAGGCUUUGCUAUCGAUAAUUCGCGAAUCGCAAUCUUCGUCACAGACCACUGCCUUGACUUUGUGUAUGCGCUUAAUCAAUGAACGUGCUAUUCAUAUCCCCGGCGCCGAGAACCAGGUCUGGACUUCGGGACUCUUCAAGGGCGUCUUCGAAGCCGUUGUCGAGGCUCGAAACGGUCAGGAGUUGCGAUCUGAAUUCCUUGAGAAAUUCGUCAAACCCUACGAAGACGUGCGCUAUUACACAUUCUUUCAAAUUGCUGAGUAUGCCGCAACACAACGAAGCCCGGAAACCCUCGAUAUUUUAAUAUCCAUGCUCUCCGAAUGCGACUCCGUUCCUGAACCGGAGCACCAGUUUGAGAACUUUUUUUACACGAAAGUCUCAAAGAAAAAUAAAAAGUUAAUCUCGACGAAUUCGCACAAAAAGCGUGCCCAGGAGGCAUGGCUAGCAGUCCUUCGCAAUAACCUCUCGCAGUCCCAACGCAAGGCACUCCUACGCAUCAUGGCCCCUACCAUCGAACCUUGGUUCAAUCGUCCGGAGCUCCUGAUGGACUUUUUAACAGACUCAUAUAACGUUGGAGGUGCAACAUCCCUCCUUGCCCUAUCAGGCCUGUUUUAUCUUAUCCAGGAAAAGAACCUGGAUUACCCCCAGUUCUACACAAAGUUGUACUCCCUCCUAGAUGAAGACCUAUUGCAUUCCAAACAUCGAUCCCGAUUCUUCCGACUGAUGAACACCUUCCUCGCAUCGACCCACCUUCCCGCGACUCUCGUUGCAAGUUUCAUUAAACGCCUCUCGCGCCUCGCUCUAAAUGCUCCCCCCACGGCUAUCGUGGCUAUCGUCCCGUGGAUCUACAACUUGCUGAAGAGUCAUCCAACAUGCACGUUCAUGCUUCAUCGUGAAAUCCGCGAUCCGGAGUUCAAGGCCGAAUUGGAUAUAGAGGGCAUGGACGAUCCAUUCGAUCCGUCCGAACCUGAUCCCACACGUACAGACGCGAUUGAGAGCAGUCUGUGGGAAAUCGAAACACUUCAGUCCCACUAUCAUCCGAAUGUUGCCGCUAUUGCGCGAAUUAUAUCGGAGCAGUUUACCAAACAGGCAUAUAUCCUUGAGGACUUCCUAGAUCAUACAUACCAAAGUAUGUUGCAAGCAGAACUGGGCUUGGAGGAGAAGCCGUUGAAGAGGACACCGGUUGUGGAGUACAAGAUACCCAAGCGGAUUUUCACUGAUCGUGGGCUUGAGGAGGAUGGCGGUCAGGAUGUCGGUCCGGGAAGUCUCAUGAGAUCGCUAUGGGACUUCUCAUAGCGGCAUACGUAUGUAUAAUAUGCAUAUUUCCCUCAAGGGAUAUAUAAUCCUUAAUAUGGAGGAUGAACACAGACGCAGUUUCAGUGGAAAAAUAGCUAGACUACGUACAUUACCCCGAUACUUCAUCAAUAAAAUGUACGCACUGAACCAAUGAAUAGUAAAACAUAGCCCAAUGUCACCAACAAUCAGUCAUAUCGCCUUCUCGUGGAUGCCACGGGCGGUUCUCAUCAUUGCAAUGAUUUCUGUUGAUAUGGUUCUCUGCAUCCUCGAGAUUCUCGCCCGGCACAUGGAAGCUCAUAGUAUUAACUGCAACUGGAGGGGCGGGCAUUAUAUUCGGACGGUUCUGAGCUUGGAGAUCCACUAUGUAGGCAUAUUGCUGUUCAUAUAAGAAUCGGCCGGGCCCUAUACACUGGCAAUCCUCCGUCUCAGAGUCCACAGGAUAAUAAUUGCAGUACACGUCCAAAGCAAAAAUUCCGCGUUUCAUGUCGUCAAGAAGCUCAUCGCUCACGAUAACGGGAAUAGCCUGAAUGGCGGCCCUCAUUUUGUCCACUAUCUCUUGAGCUUUUUCACGUCUGCGGUUCCGAAGGUAGCCGACUUGAGCUUCCAUUCGUUCAAGUAUAUUGAGGAUCUCCUUCUCAGAGGCUGCUUGCGUCACAGCAUGCUCCAUCCGGGCUGCGACUUGCUGCAGUUCCCUGGACACAUCACGGAACAGGAAAUCGAUCUUGGAACGUGCAGAGGAGACUAUACUACCCAAGGAACGGGCAAGAGAGCGUUCAUAUAGUUGCUGCCAGAAUGAUAGCCAGUAGGAGAAGCCGACUCGCGAUUUGCGCAUACGAGUCAACUCGAGGGACGUGAUAACCGUUCGGCAAAGUGAGAGGGUAUGCAACGUAUCGACACGCGCCCCUAACAGUGCAGCAUCCAAUGGAUGGUUGGGGUUACUGCAGGACGCUUUCCCAGGACCUGUCUUUUCAAUAGUAUCGGGAGGAUGGCUGGAAUUCUCUUGGGCGCCGUGGGAGCCUAGCUGCGAUGAUUGCUGCACAGGCUUAUUAUUAUUGGGCGCUUCACGAAACGGCUCCGAGCCCGUUUCGGUUGUACCCGUGCUUUUUGGAAGAACAGCGACCUCUCCCUGUGACAUGGAAUUGCAAGGAGGAUGCAGAGAUAUGAAACAGGUGGUUGUACUUUAGCAGCUGAGCUUCUGGUGAUUCAAGCUGGUGAAAUUAGAUAUGGAUUAUAGCGUGGCCUGCGGUUCUUCCUUUUGAUUAUUUAUUCCCUUUCCCCUUAGUUUGCAAGAGCAAGAUGGAUAGAAAUAGGUAAAACGAGCGUGUAAAUGGUGUUAGAGCAGUAAGAUGAUAUAGGAGUCGGAUGGUGGAUGGAAGAAGCUGAGAGGGACCAUCUUCCUUGUACUCCGUAGACGUCCUGGGAAUGUUCCCAGAGCCGUCGUGGAAGGCGCAUCCAAGAGCGUUCUGCUUCGAAGGAAUGCAUUGACACAUUAUCGGAGUACUGGAACAGAACAGGAAUAAUAAUAAUCGUGCAGAUGAAGACACAAAACAAACCAUAAUAAUCA
This is a messenger RNA of Monascus purpureus, 3269 nucleotides long. Lineage: Eukaryota; Fungi; Ascomycota; Eurotiomycetes; Eurotiales; Aspergillaceae. The record is from the annotation of a GenBank genome assembly.